Messenger RNA from Periconia digitata, 930 nucleotides. The record is from the annotation of a GenBank genome assembly. Lineage: Eukaryota; Fungi; Ascomycota; Dothideomycetes; Pleosporales; Periconiaceae.
AUGGCAACUUCACGCUUUGCAAUUCGCUCCUCACGAGCUCUGAUGAGCCUCAACCACUCUUCGCGCCCUUUCUCGGUUUACCGCGCAUCCGCAAACCAGUUCGAAUCCCUCAACAGGCGUUGUCAAGAUACGGCAGACGAGUAUCGCCGCUUCCAAAUCGAGAAGCCCUUAAACCCGCAUCUUACCAAUACCAACUCCACCAUUGCAAAUGAGAUGCCGAGCUUGGGCGCUGAUGCCCCUCCGCCCGAACUGAUCAAGAACGCCGACUCAAGUUUCACCCCCAAGGAUGCAGUGCCGGAGAACACACACAGGAUGACCGGAGGGACUCAGAGCAGCGAAAGUUCCGAUGCCAGCGGAAGCAACAAGGACCUCAAAGGCGAUGUUGCGGGCAAGGGCGAACUUGGUGUCGGCGAGCUGGAGGGUGCCUCAUUCAAGGUCGAGCCGUUGCGAAGGACGGGUGAGGAUGAGGCGACCAUGCGCGCGAGGUUAUUAUAUCAGAGUCGCAAGAGGGGAACGCUCGAAAGUGAGCUCCUCAUGUCCACUUUCGCUGACGCCAAUCUCGCCAAUAUGAACGUCUCGCAACUUCAGCAGUAUGACCUUUUCCUCGAUGAAAAUGACUGGGACAUCUACUAUUGGGCUACUCAGGAACCGUCCCCAACUUCCUUGGAGACAGCCGAGGGCUCUGGAGCCGACCUUGCUACGAAAAACGCUCAAGGCCAAGAUGAAUGGAAGAGGAGUCCUGCUAAGGGAGAGUGGGCGCAAACUGUCGGCACAUUCAAACCUGCGUAUCGACCAGUUCCGGCUCGGUGGAAGGACAGCGAAAUCCUCAAAUUACUAAGGACACAUGUUGAGAAAAGGAGCGGAGGAAGUGGAAAAGAGGAUGCAACAGGCUUGGGCAAAAUGCCUGAAAUCAAGGUCUUUGAUGCUUGA